Sorghum bicolor (sorghum) is the source of this 1122-nucleotide messenger RNA. RefSeq lists its product as uncharacterized. Lineage: Eukaryota; Viridiplantae; Streptophyta; Magnoliopsida; Poales; Poaceae. The record is from RefSeq and is a predicted model, not a curated record. The transcript has a single exon. The coding region runs from base 11 to 646 and encodes 211 amino acids.
GCAUGUUGGUAUGGGGCGUCACAUUACUCGGCAGCCCACACAUUCACUUUGCCUUCGCUUUUGCCUUUGUGCUGUAACUUGCAAGGAACGUCGGCGAGAGAGCGGGGGUCAGGCGCACAGAAACUCCGUCGCCCGUGCGCGCGGCCACCCGCCGCCCCGGAGACCACACCGGCCACCGGCGCUCCCGACGAUGGCGUCCAGGUGCUUCUUCCCGAGGGACGCGGCCGCCGACGGCGGCCGGCACCAGCAGUCGAAGGCCGCGGCGGAGGCGCUCGAGCAGCUGCACCACGGCGGGCGCCUCCUGUCCAGGGAGGACGUGGGCGGCGCGGUGCGCGUCAAGAUCGUGGUCAGCAAGCGCGAGCUCAAGCAGAUGGUCGCGGCGCUCGGCGACGGCGCUGGCGGCGCGGUGACCGCGGCAGCGGCGGCGGCGGCGGCCACCAGCGAGCGGCACCGGCGGCAGCGCGCGGCGACGGCGGGGGGCGGCUCGUCGUGCGCGGCGGGAGCGGCAGGAGGGCCGGGCGCCGAGCAGAGGCUGCAGUCGCUGCGGCGGCGCAGCAUGCGGAGGGCCGCCGAGGCCGCGCGCCGGAUGCAGGCCAGCGGGGAGUGGGAGCCCGGCCUGCAGAGCAUCCCCGAGGAGGUUUUCUGAACUGAUGAUGACUGCCAGUACCAGACCAGUAGAUGAUGGUGGCGUUCUUUUCUUUGAUGGGCUAGUAGUAAUCUCUCUUGACUAAUUAAUGGGUUGGGGUUGGGUACGUUUUGAUCACUGCCUUGAUGCUAAGUGCUACUAGUAGAUGCAUGUGUACAGCGCUGUUUUGCUUUGGGCCCUCGUUAUCAUGGCUCCAAUGGCUGCUUCAUAGUCCUCGGCGAGUUUCUGCAUUUUGCUGCCCUGUGAAUUUUUUUUGCUUUUGUUUGUUUUUGGUAUGAACCAACCAAAAGAGGAGGAAAUUAAGAGAUGUGUUUUGGACCUUGGAUCACAAUGCAAGUGCUGAUGAUUGAUGAACUGCGGGCAUGAUCUCAAUUCUGUAGUCUAACCUGUUGAUGAAAUGAUGGGGUGAUGGGUUAUGUGAGGAGGUGGUGGUUCAGAGUAGCUGACGCCUGCCGGUGCCAGGAUUUUCUUCUGUU